Molecule: messenger RNA, 1701 nt
Organism: Gamsiella multidivaricata
Lineage: Eukaryota; Fungi; Mortierellomycota; Mortierellomycetes; Mortierellales; Mortierellaceae
Exons: 4
Coding region: 130-1677 (515 amino acids)
Cellular component (GO): nucleus
Source: RefSeq, a predicted model, not a curated record
UGAAGGGAGAGAGCGAGAGAGGGAGAGACGAGAAGCACAGCCACUGUGACCUGCCAUGUUUGGAAAGAGGGGCAUCAAAAACAAAGAGCUCAACAGCACUCAGCGACAAUAAUCUUCAUCAAGACACGAAUGGAAUACAUCAACACAGUCUGCGAACGCGAAGGAUACCCUAUCGUGGUCGAGUACAAUCCGACGCUGGGAAACCACGCAAAGGCAGCACGCGACAUUCCUCAAGGCGAAGGACUUUUGCGGGCAUUGCCCUAUGCGGCCGAGGUGUUUGACAACUACAAGAAGCGGAUGUGUCAUGUCUGUCUUCUCUACCACAACCGGAGUUCGUUCACGCAUCGGUGUCAGGAGUGUGAUCAGGUUUAUUAUUGUUCAGAAGCAUGCAAGGCCAUAGCCAUGGACCCACAGAUGGGGGCCCAUGGGAGGGUCUGUAGGACGUUACGGAAACUGGCGACGUGGAAUUCGAAUCGGCAUACGAAAAGUAUGAUUAAGUUAUUACUCCAGGUGUUGUUGAACCAUUGGCGGGAAAGACAUGGUAUCCCGACGGCGUAUCAGAGUCGGAAGACGAUUCAGGAGGAGAAGGCCUUGGAUGAGGAGAGAAAUGGAAGUGGGGAGGGAGGACUGGACGGCGCGGACAAGGAGGAGGAAGGUCAGUUAGCGGAGCAAUUGCACGAGACCUUAAACCUCACGGAUCCGGACACAGCGGCUAUUGCGCCGCCCACUGCUCAGGAACAAGGGUCGAGCGAGACAAGGUGUGGAGGGGCGGAUCAUGGCAGGGACCGGAUCCAAGAACCGGUCGAGAAUGACUUUUACGACGUGCUGCGUCUGCAAUCCCAUUUUGAGGAUUGGGACGAAGAAGAUACGAAGGACUGGAACCGACAGUCCCAAACGGUGCUCUCGUUCCUGGAGAUGUCGGGUCUGACGGAGAUAGCGACGGAGCCGGGUGGGGCCCUCAAGAAGUUGACGAGGACGGAUAUCAAGAAGUUGAUCAGUACGCUCGAGAGUAAUGCGUUUGGGAUGUUUGAUCGGAUGAAAAAGAAGCCCGUGUGCUUUGGUCGAGCUAUCUACCCAAUUGCAUCGUUCUUCAACCACUCUUGCGAAUGCAACGCCACAGCCGUGCAGGCGGACGGGUCCCUAGGCGAGGUAACAGGAGACGACGUCGUGGGAUUCAUGGAAUCAAAGGAAGCCGAGAUCCACAAGGAUUCGUCUGCUGCAGCAGUAUCAUCCGUAUCAGAACCACCCGCGCCUUUGCCCACACCCUCGGAGACCUCUGCUGUUGCUUCGAAUGGCGAGGAACUUGAACAGGCCAAGAACUCGGAGAAGGAAGAGGACGAGGACGAUAUUGCCACUGCUACCGCUGCAGAUAGUGUGGACCCAUACGACUGCAGGAUCGGCGGGUUCAGGAUGAUGACAUUUUUCGCCAUCAAGGAUAUUGCGAAAGGCCAAGAUAUCACGAUUUCCUACAUUGAUACCGAGAUGCCGCUUCAUGCCCGCCGAUUGGCGCUUUUGAGCGACUACCACUUUCACUGCUGCUGCGAACGCUGCUUGAGAGAGGAGAAAUCCGGGGGCUCGUCAUCAUCAUCCAAAAAGGCCGCCAAGGAGAACAAGGGCGCGAAGAAAGGCGGAAGAGUCAAGGGCAAGGCAGACAAGAAAGCAAAGAAAUCCAAAUAAAAGUCGUUCGAUAUCAAUGAUAAC